AUGUUUGUGUUCUCCAAGCCUCAGAUACGUCAGUUGCUUGGUCGCUCACUGGCCGAGGACGGUGACCUGCUGGACCUGGGCGCUGGUGACGGUCUCAUCACACAGAACCUCGCAGGCUUCUUCUCCAGAGUGUACGUGACGGAGGUGUCGCGACCCAUGAGGUGGGCGCUCAAGAAACGAGGAUUUCAAGUGCUGGAGAUAGACGAUUGGGAGAACCACAAGUUCGACGUUAUUUCCUGCCUGAAUCUCCUCGACCGGUGUGACCGGCCUUACAAGAUCCUACGGCAGAUCCGGCAAAGUCUGAAGCCAAACGGAAAAGCUAUCUUCGCCUUAGUUCUACCAUUCCAGCCUUAUGUUGAAUCAAGUGGAAAAGGAAACCAACCCCACGAGAUCUUGCCAAUCCAGGGACUGACUUUGGAGCAGCAAGCAGCCAGCGUAGUCAGCAAUGUGCUUGAGCCUGCAGGCUUUACUGUACUGAGAUGGACAAGACUGCCCUACCUCUGUGAGGGAGAUGUCAACCAGGCGUAUUACUGGCUAGACGAUGUUGUGUUCAUCACUAAACUAGCCUGCAGGCAUUACUGUACUGAGAUGGACAAGACUGCCCUACCUGUGUGA
This is a messenger RNA of Macrosteles quadrilineatus (aster leafhopper), 615 nucleotides long. RefSeq names its product protein-L-histidine N-pros-methyltransferase-like. The transcript has 5 exons. The record is from RefSeq and is a predicted model, not a curated record. Lineage: Eukaryota; Metazoa; Arthropoda; Insecta; Hemiptera; Cicadellidae. Gene Ontology annotation, molecular function: protein-L-histidine N-pros-methyltransferase activity. The coding region runs from base 1 to 615 and encodes 204 amino acids.